Messenger RNA from Ipomoea triloba (trilobed morning glory), 4952 nucleotides. Its product is annotated as probable lysine-specific demethylase ELF6. Gene Ontology annotation, cellular component: nucleus. Lineage: Eukaryota; Viridiplantae; Streptophyta; Magnoliopsida; Solanales; Convolvulaceae. Gene Ontology annotation, molecular function: histone H3K4me/H3K4me2/H3K4me3 demethylase activity. The record is from RefSeq and is a predicted model, not a curated record. Gene Ontology annotation, biological process: chromatin remodeling. Bases 385 to 4536 code for a protein of 1383 amino acids. The transcript has 7 exons.
UAUCCGGCGCAGGAUAAGUGAACCGGUACGCAGUGAUACUAUUGUGCGCAGUUCCGAAUCUCCCUAGAUAACCUAAUUCUUCGGAUUUCUGCAAUUUCGGUUUGACUCCUCUCUGUCUCUCUGCGCCCGUGUCUCCGGUGCCGUUUAAGGCCCAAUCCUCCAUUGAAGCUACAGGUUCUACUGUUAAAGUGUUGUUUAAAUUCAAUUGAAUUGUUUUCGCUUUUGUGGGAAGAGGGACCUUAAUGCGGCGCUUUGUUUCCUGAAUCCUGAAUCUAGGUUUUAGCAUCAUGCUUAGUGUGUUGUGAUUGGAGUAUACCUGUUUGAUUACUCGAGUUUUUUAGCUGCGUUGAGUUGUUUGGUUAUGGUUCUGUAUCCUGGUUGGUGAUGAAGAAUGUGGAAAUGGCCCAAUGGCUCAAAGGGCUGCCACUGGCGCCCGAAUUUCGCCCAACAGAUACAGAAUUCUCUGACCCGAUUGCUUACAUUUCUAAAAUCGAGAGAGAAGCUAGUGCUUUUGGUAUAUGUAAAGUGAUUCCACCGUUUCCUAAGCCUUCAAAGAAAUAUGUGCUCCAUAACUUGAAUAAAUCGCUCUCAAAGAGUCCGGAGUUGGGUUCUGAUGUAAAGGUUAGCACUUCGGCGAAAAUGAGUGAUGGGGAUAAGGGGAAUGGUGAUCGCGGGGAGGUUAGGGCCUUCUUUACUACUAGGCGCCAGGAAUUGGGCCGGAGCGAGAAGAAGAAGAUGAAAGGGAUGGCUGGGAGCCAACCAUUUGGAGCUCAGAAACAGGUGUGGCAGAGUGGAGAAGUCUAUACAUUGGAUCAGUUUGAAGCAAAGUCAAAGGCUUUUGCUAGGAAUCAAUUAGGCACGGCUAAGGAUGUUUCACCAUUGGCUGUUGAGGCAAUGUUUUGGAAGGCAGUUUCUCAAGAGCCUGUUUGUGUAGAGUAUGCUAAUGAUGUGCCUGGUUCAGGUUUUGGAGAACCCCAAGGUGUUUCUAAUAUUUAUAGAAAAAAGAGGAGGAGGAGGAAGAGGGCAGUGUUUGAUAGAAACAAUACAAGAACUUGUGAUAGCAAGAAUGAAGUAGAUAUUCUUGAUAGUGAUAAUAUAGAUAAAGAUUCAUGUUGUGCUAGUCCUAAUUUAUGUACAGAGUCACCAUCUGCUUGUUCAACAUCCUCUCAACAAAGUCAAAUUUCAUCAGUACCUGGGCCAAAGGGUUUAAGUGACAGUAAUGACGUUGAAGGUACUGCUGGUUGGAAGCUAGCAAACAGUGCCUGGAAUUUACAAGUAAUAGCAAGGUCACCUGGAUCAAUUACCCGUUAUAUGCCAGAUGAUAUUCCUGGGGUUACUUCUCCUAUGGUCUAUGUUGGUAUGCUAUUCAGUUGGUUUGCUUGGCAUGUUGAAGACCAUGAGCUUCACAGCUUGAAUUUCCUUCACAUGGGAUCCCCAAAGACUUGGUAUGCAGUGCCGGGUGACUAUGCAUUUAAAUUCGAAGAAGUCAUCCGAGUCCAUGCUUAUGGAGACAGUACUGACCGGUUAGCUGCUCUCACUCUAUUGGGUGAGAAAACUACUCUUCUAUCACCUGAAGUAAUUGUUUCAUCAGGCAUCCCCUGUUGCAGGUUAGUACAGUACCCUGGAGAAUUUGUGGUUACUUUUCCAAGGGCGUACCACAUAGGAUUCAGUCAUGGUUUCAAUUGUGGAGAGGCUGCUAACUUUGGAACUCCAGAGUGGCUUACAGUAGCUAAAGAUGCUGCAGUUCGUCGAGCAGCCAUGAAUUACCUUCCCAUGCUUUCUCAUCAGCAGUUGCUAUACCUAUUGACCAUGUCUUUUGUUUCAAGAGUGCCAAAGUCAUUGCUACCAGGGGUGCGUAGCUCUCGCUUGAGAGAUCGUCAGAAGGAAGAAAGAGAGACUUUGGUGAAGAAAGCAUUUGUGCAAGAUGUUAUAAAGGAGAAUGAGCUAGUAACCAUUUUACUACAGAAAAAUUCCUCUUACCAAGCAGUUCUUUGGGAUGUCAAUAUGUUGCCAUCUUCUACUAAAGAAUUUGAAUUACAAAAGCGUGUUGGUGUUGAUGUAAAAACAACAAAAGGGAGUGAACAAACUGAGAACUACGACAGUCAGGAUCUUUUAAGCCAGAUGAACUCAUAUAUGGAAAGUUUAAGUGAUUUUUGUGUGGAUGAUGAUGAUUUGUCAAAUGACUUCCAUAUCGAUUCUGGUGCAUUACCUUGUAUAGCUUGUGGAAUACUGGGUUUUCCAUUUAUGGCUGUUGUAGAACCAUCAGAGAAAGCAGCAAAGAACUUUUUCUUGGAGGAUUGUCAUACAAUGCAAAACAUAGGAGACCUAAAAGACGUGGAGUCACAUUCCCAUUCACUACAGGAUGACAUAGUAGAGGGCAAUGGUGCAGUAGACAGGUCAAUGCCACACAAGAGGUUUGCCCUUCAUUCUCAGGAAAUGUGUUCUCGUGCUGACUCAAGACCGUCUUCUGUAUCUCAUAUGGAGGAUCAACCUCCAUUAGAUGACCAUUCUAUAUCUCCAAGGAAUGUUGCUGUCAAUCUUGAAGGGAAACAGGAUGUCUAUAAUAAAUUUCUAAGGCCACACGUAUUUUGCCUUGAGCAUGCAAUUCAAACAGAAGAGUUGCUGCGUUCAAGAGGCGGAGCAAAAGUUCUUAUUAUCUGCCAUUCAGACUUCCAGAAAAUAAGAGCUUAUGCAGCAUGUAUUGCGGAGGAAAUGGACGCUGCAUCUGUCUAUAAUGAGAUUCCUUUAGAUAAUGCAUCUGAUGAACAUCUUCGCUUUAUUGAUCUUGCAAUUGAAGAUGGAAACAGCGAAUGUGUUGAAGACUGGACGUCAAAACUAUGUAUCAAUUUGCUGCAUUCUGUGAAGCUGUGUAGAAAUUAUCCAGCCAAGAAACUACAGUAUGCACUGAUUCUGAGCAGAUUGUUCCCUGAAACAACCCUCAGUACAAAGUGUUUGAGUUUCAAAUGGGAAUCCAGAAAAGUACGCUCAAAAAGGAAGUUAAAUUGUCAAGCAGAAAGCAAACCAUCUCUGUCUUUGAAAAUUGAAGAGGAGAAGGGUUUAGGAGCAAAGAUAGACGUUCAAACAGUGAGAGAAAGAAAUAUAAUCAUUCAGUAUACAAGAAAACGAUACAAGUUGAAGCCUUGUGCUUCUACUGAUGUCAGUAAGGCCUUUGUAGAAAGUAAUACUCUCAUUCCUCAUGAAAUCUCCAAUGCUGAUGAAAAAGCAAGAUGUGAAUCAGAAAGUACUCCAAUCAGAAAUGGAUGCACAGGAGCUGGUUCUUUAGAUACGAGAGUCUGCACCAUAGCUUCUAAAGAGAUGCCAGAAUUGCAGCUUGAGUGUCAGACACUGACUAUGGAGGAUCAAAAUGAAACUUCACAUUCAAAACAUUCUCCCGUUGUCACCACUGUAGUGGUUGAAAACCCUUUGGCCCACCCUAAAGACUCCAAGUCAGAGAAACCUGACAUGGAUCUUCCAGAUCCUUUAAUAGAAUCAAAUAAAUUGCCCUUGCUACAUGAAGUGAAUGAUGUUGAGAGCAGUGUACAUAUUGAGAGAGUUAAUUUUGAAGCUUCGGCUUGUUCAGUUGUAACUGCUGUUUGUAGUGCUGAAGUUUCUGAAAGUUUGAAGCAGCCUGAUUGUACAGAGAUCAGCAUCACAGAGAAGGCUAUUGAUCUCCCUAGAAUGCAUGGUUCUGAGAAAGGGAGAGAUUGUAACAUUCUGACUGAUGGUUUUGUGACAGGAGUGUAUGCUCCCACCAACUCCUCGGGAUCUUGCAGUGAUUGCCCUUCUGAACAAAGAUCAGAUGAACUAGCAGAGCAAAUAGCUGAAGGUCAAGUUGGCAGUGGCGUUGAGGCAUCUGAUUUUACAAAAUUUCAUAAAAAAAUUGGGCAUGAAAUUCAGAGUGUGCAAGACUUGGAUGAUGCCAAUCACCUUGUGGUGAGGCCCUCAUCUACUGCAAAUGGAGGCAAAAGAAGAAGAGAGCUGGACAUGCUUAUAGGGAACAGGGGACGUAAUGCUGGUGUCUUUGUCAAAAGUCCCUGUGAAGGCCUAAGGCCAAGGGCCAAGAAAGAUGAUACAUCUGGAUGUACAGGUGAUAGUAAGAUAAUUGUUGACGAAAAACCAUCAGCCAGGAAACUGAGGAACUGUUCAGAGAAAUCUUCAACUUGCAAGGAUAAGAAAGAGCAAACGAAAGGAUCACACAGGUGUGACUUUGAAGGGUGCAGAAUGAGUUUCCAAACAAAGACAGAGCUAUCCCUGCACAAACGUAAUCGCUGUCCCGUCGAUGGUUGUGGGAAGAAAUUUAACUCCCAUAAAUAUGCUCUACUUCAUCAACGCGUCCAUGAAGACGAUAGACCCCUUAAAUGUCCGUGGAAGGGUUGCACCAUGUCGUUCAAGUGGGCUUGGGCUAGAACUGAACAUUUACGUGUCCACACCGGGGAGCGGCCAUACAAGUGCAAGGUUGAAGGAUGCGGCCUCACCUUCAGGUUUGUGUCAGAUUUUAGUCGACAUAGACGUAAAACUGGGCAUCACAGCAGGUGAUCCAAGUCCAAAUCUGGUUUUGUCUCAUCAGGCAGGUUGGUUCUGUAAUUUAGCUACUCUUUGAUGGAAAAAAUCACUUAAAACUAAUUUGAUCAGGUCAUUUAGCUUUUGUUAAUCUCAAAGAACCUAAGCAUAGGGUAGGUGUAGCCUGAUACUUCUGUAGCUCCUACUAUGUAUGGGACUGGUUGCAUCUUGCAAUUAAACCCAACCACCCCAUUAAGAUUUGUUAUUCUUUAGGGAACUUCAUAUUUGUAAGAUGCAUCCUUGAUGCUUGUCUGGAUCAUCAGAUCCUAUGUUGUCAUUUUGUCCUGAAACAUGGCUCAAGGAACUAGAUUCUAUCAUGUUGGCAGGUUGGGUUUUCUUCCCACCAUUUGGAAUUCUAUGUUAAUGAUCCAUAUAUACUUGGAUUAGUUUCA